AGCCCCAACCCACCUCCCUCACCUUGUAAAACUGGCAGGCUCCGGACAUUUUGCAUGCUGAAGAAAAUCACUGUUUUGCCUCCAGCAAGGAACAAGAAUGUUGCAACACUGACUCCUCCUCUCAUGAAGAAAGAGUGAACAAGUGCACCGAGUUGAGCUUCUCACAGAGCCACCGGGCUGGGGACGGAGGCGCCCAGGUUGGGCUCCUGAGACUCCAGUCUUCUGGACUUCCCCCCACCCCCGCUCCCGCCUCCGCCCCCUUCCCGUCUCACUCCCUCCUCACCCUCUAUCUGGAUUCUACCGGCUGUUCGUGAAACAGCUUUGCACCCAUUGGAUCUUCACGUCCUUUUGCAGGAAGUGCUCACGGACUGUUACGGCAGACUUUGCUCCCAGGCAAAACUAAAGAACUCUUCUAUUCAUGGAGGUGAAAACUAAGGAAGGUUUCCACAUGAACCCUGAAGUGAAAGCCUGAUACAUUUCCUGUAGAAAGAGAAAAGAAGCUAAAAUGAAGGAAAGUGUGGCAUCCACAAUUUUCGUUUUGCUACUUUUUCUCAACACCAGACUCCUGAAUGGACAAUCACCUCCUGGAAAACCUGAGAUCCUUAAAUGUCGUUCUCCUGAAAAGGAGACAUUCACCUGCUGGUGGAAGCCUGGGGAAGAUGGAGGUCUCCCUACCAAUUACACACUGACUUACCACAAGGAAGGAGAGACACUCACACAUGAAUGUCCAGACUACACAACCAGUGGCCCCAAUUCCUGUUACUUCAACAAGAAGCACACCUCCAUCUGGACAAUGUACAUCAUCACAAUAAAUGCCACAAACCAGAUGGGAAGCACUUCCUCGGAUCCACGUUAUGUGGACGUGACUUACAUAGUUGAACCAGACCCUCCUGUGAACCUGACUUUGGAAUUAAAACAGCCAGAAGACAAAAAACCAUAUCUGUGGAUGAAAUGGUUCCCACCCACCCUGGUUGAUGUAAGAUCUGGUUGGCUCACACUCCAGUACGAAAUUCGAUUAAAACCCGAGAAAGCCACUGAGUGGGAGACUCAUUUUGCUGGGCAGCAGACUCAGUUUAAGAUUCUCAGCUUAUAUCCAGGACAGAAAUACCUUGUCCAGGUUCGCUGCAAGCCAGACCAUGGAUUUUGGAGUGAGUGGAGCCCAGAGAGCUCCAUUCAGAUACCUAAUGAUGUCACCAUGAAAGAUACCAUUGUGUGGAUCUUUGUGGCUGUCCUUUCCGCUGUCAUCUGUCUGAUUAUGGUCAUGGCAGUGGCUUUGAAAGGCCACAGCAUGGUGACCUGCAUCCUUCCACCAGUUCCUGGGCCAAAAAUAAAAGGAUUUGAUACUCAUCUGCUGGAGAAGGGCAAGUCUGAAGAACUGCUGAGUGCCCUGGGGUGCCAAGACUUCCCUCCCACUUCUGACUGUGAGGACUUACUGGUGGAGUUUUUAGAAGUGGAUGACAGUGAGGACCAGCAGCUGAUGCCAGCCCUUUCAAAAGAACACCCGGGUCAAGAUAGGAAGCCCACACCCCUGGACCCAGACAGUGACUCUGGCCGGGGCAGUUGCGACAGCCCUUCCCUUUUGUCUAAAAAGUGUGAGGAAGCCCGGGCAAAUCCCUCCACAUUUAACACUCCUGAGGGCAUUGAGAAGCCAGAGAAUCCCCAGACAAAUGCUACCCGCACCUGGGACCCCCAGAGCACAAGCUUGGAAGGCAAAAUCCCCUCUUUCCCUGCCAAUGGAUCCAAAUCUUCAACAUGGCCUUUACCACAGCCCCCCAGCCAUCCCAGCCCCAGAUCUUCUUACCACAACAUUGCUGAUGUGUGCAAGCUGGCCAUGGGCCCAGCAGGUGCAUCGGCCACUUCGUUGGACAAAACAGACACACAUGCUUUAAGAUCUUCAAAAAAUGUUGAGACUGGAGGGGAGAAAGUGGCAGUUGAGCAGAGGGCAGUGGAAAGCUUCCAUUCCAAGACUGACCAAGGCACAGCAUGGCUGUUGACCCGGGAGAAAACCUCUUUGAUCUCUGUGAAACCCUUGGAUUAUGUGGAGAUUCACAAAGUUAACAAAGACGGAGCACUAUCAUUGCUCCCAAAACAGAAAGAGAACGGCAACCAGACAGACAAGCCCAGCACUCCUGAAACCAGUAAGGAGUAUGCCAAGGUGUCCAGGGUGAUGGAUAACAACAUCCUGGUGUUAGUGCAGGAUCCGCAAGCUCAAAACCUGGCUUCGUUUGAAGAACCAGCCAAGGGGGCUCCACCGCCCCUUCAACCGAAUCAAGCUGAAGAAGACCUGGCCUCCCUCACGUCGGCACCAAGCAACUGUGGACUCCAGCAGGGUGGGUUGGAUUACCUGGAUCCCACAUGUGUUAUGCACUCCUUUCAGUGAUAGCUUAAUUAAUGGAACGAUUGGUUAAAAUGUGACUUCUUUUCAGGUAACACUACAGAGUACAGGAAAUGCACUCUCCCAGAGAAUGCUCGAGAGCGUGGUUAGAUUGACACUAUACAGCCCACAGUUCAUUCGUUUUCAUGCUCCAUUUUCAACCAGCUGCCUCUUUCUCCAACAGCUGAUUCCAGAACAAAUCGCUUUGCUUCCCGUGAUUUGUACAUUUACUUUUUGCUAUUAGUUAUAAAAUUAUGUGUUCAAUGAAAUAAAAGCUCAUCGUUUAGUAUUCUCGAGGGACAGUACCGACAGGUAUAUCCUCUGGAAGAGACUUUCACGGUUUGGUGUGUGACAAAAGGAAAUGAGAGAAUCACGGUUGUUUACCACAGGAAGAUGACAGGUGUGAGAGACAAAUGCCAUGAAAACCACUGUUGAAAACCAACGAACCUUUGCUUGACCUUUGUUUGACCUUUACUUGACCUUUGCACUCCUCUCUUGUUUUAUUAGGAUGAACCGAACACAUUUAAAGAAAGAAUGCAUUCCAGAACACCUGACAAAUUGUUUACAUCAGUUCCUAUCACCUUAGUGAUACAUUGCCAAUAUGCAAGCCAAAAUGAUGCCUCCAAUUUUUUCUUAAAAUGGUUUGAAUUUAUUAAGCGUGGGUUUUCCCCCCUAAAUUGUAUUUUAUCCUAAAGCCUCUAGAGAAUAUAGUUUUGGAAAAUGGAAUUUUCUUACAUUACAGGUAAAUGAGUUUCGUGUGGUAAAUUCUUCUAAAAUGUUUUCCUGUUUCAUUUCAGUACACGAGAUAAUUUAUUAAACCCCCAGUCUUCUGUUAGGUUAAAAAAAAAAAAUCCAGAAGACUAACGUUAAUUUAAAA
Molecule: messenger RNA, 3251 nt
Organism: Lynx canadensis (Canada lynx)
Lineage: Eukaryota; Metazoa; Chordata; Mammalia; Carnivora; Felidae
Gene: PRLR
Product: prolactin receptor
Exons: 10
Coding region: 506-2380 (624 amino acids)
Biological process (GO): cytokine-mediated signaling pathway
Cellular component (GO): signaling receptor complex; external side of plasma membrane
Molecular function (GO): cytokine receptor activity; cytokine binding
Source: RefSeq, a predicted model, not a curated record